CUCUCAUUGGACGCAGAGGAGCGCGGCCGGCGGAUGUUGUUCUGGCGCGGAGCACUGGAGCCGGCAAGAUGGCAUCCAGCGACGGGCAACCUGGUGGCAUAUUCGAGCACCACGUCCAGACGGCUGUGUGUGACUCGCGGGCCAAAUACCGGGAGGGCCGACGCCCUCGCGCGGUCAAGGUAUAUACGAUCAAUUUGGAGUCGCAGUACUUACUAAUACAAGGAGUUCCUGCGGUGGGAGCCAUGAAGGAAUUAGUUGAGCGAUUUGCCCUGUAUGGUGCGAUCGAACAGUAUAAUGCUCUAGAUGAAUACCCAGCGGAAGAUUUUACAGAAGUUUAUCUCAUUAAAUUUGUGAAAUUACAAAGUGCAAGGGUAGCUAAGAAAAGGAUGGAUGAACAGAGUUUCUUUGGAGGGUUACUUCAUGUGUGCUACGCUCCAGAAUUUGAGACAGUUGAAGAAACUAGAAAAAAAUUAGAAGAAAGAAAGGCUUAUAUUGCAAGAGUUACUAAAAACCAAGAUUGUUACAUGACAAAGAAGAAACCGGUUCCAGAGCAACAAGGAAUGAAAGAUUCUAGACAAGGUCUCCAUCCGCGGGUGCCUGGAUUUGGUACAGCUGUGUUAGACACCUCUCCCGAGGGUCCUCCGGAGAACGCGAGUCCUGGUCUUCCUUACUCUUGUGAAUUCCCUUUAGGCUAUUUUGCCUCCAAAAGCACAUGUUCACCUGGGGAGCAUACGGACAGAGCGUCCCACUCCUGUAACAGUGCUAGGAACCAUGGUGAACCGCAGAAGCAUCGCCACCACAGUGCCUUUCCCCCAAAGCCACAGAUGAACACUUACAAAACACAGAUGAACGCUUCUGCCCCUUGCUCUGGUAUGCAAGAGGCCAUUGCUGCCUCACAGGCAGUUGGCAGAUUUAUGCCCAGGACAACGCAGCUGCAGGAGAGGAAAAGACGGCGAGACUGUGAUCGAGAACUGGGAACAAACACAAACAGUAAUGAGGUUUUGAUUGGACCUAAGUUACCAGGUAUUCCCACAGUAGAUCUGCAGGACGACUCCUUGAAUACAACAGCAAACUUAAUUCGGAAUAAACUUAAAGAGGUGAUUUCAUCCGUGCCAACGCCUCCAGCGGACGGCAUAAGAGAUGUGUGUACAGGUCACCCAGGAAAACAAAGAAGACGAAUAUAGCUUGCCAGCAGGGGUUAGUCUUGCCUUUUCUGUUUUCUUUUGAAUCAGGGUCUCCCUGGAUAUCCCUGGCUGCUCUGGAACUCUAUGUAGACCAGGCUGGCCCUGGGCCUCUGCCCCUGAGUGCUGGGAUUCAAGGAUGUGUGCUACCACCCAUAGCUAAAUUAGUGUUUUCUGGAGAGAUUCUUUUUUAUGUCUAGCCCAUUUUAAUUAUUUCAGGCAUCUUACUACUGAUGUUCUAAAGUUUUUUCUUUUGGGCUGGAGAGUUGGCUCAGCGGUUAAGAGCACUGACUGCACUUCUUGAGGUCCUGAGUUCAAUUCCCAGCAACCACAUGGUGGCUCAUAACCAUCUGUAAUGAGAUCUGAUGCCCUCUUCUGGUGUGUCUGAAGAUAGCUACAGUGUACUCACAUGCAUAAAAUAAAUAAAUAAAUCUUAAAAAAAAAAAAAAGUUUUUUCUUUUAAACUCCUUGCAAAUGUUUCCAUCUUUCUUGGAUCUGCACUCAAUGUGGCAGACACUGUUCUUUUCAUACCAUAUUAGUUCUUAUAUUAAAAUAUAUAAAUUAUUGAAACAAAUAUAAAAAUAUAUAAUGCAAAUAAGGGUAAUCAGGGUCUCAUUUAAUUCCAGUAUUGAACAAUUUGUGUUCAGAAACUAGCAGGGGGUUUGUUUUUGAAUAUCAGAGCUUCAAAAUGAAAGCAGGUCUGUAAAAAAAAAAUGCCAAUAAAAGGUUAGAACAAAGUUGAUAUUAGAAACAUGUUUUUAAAAGAAGCCUACAUAAUGUAACUUCUAAGACUAAUUUACAUCGACUAUGGUGAUGUAAAAACUAGUUUUGGAAAUUCUAGAUUUCUACACUGUCAGCAUAUCUGUACUUUUUCCUCUGUCGGCAGACUGCCGUGUAAUUUUGUCAGGCUAUUUCCAUUUUCUUUUCUGGAGAAAAAUAAACUGAGAAGGCAUGUG
Messenger RNA from Apodemus sylvaticus (European woodmouse), 2137 nucleotides. RefSeq names its product RNA binding motif protein 48 (gene Rbm48). Gene Ontology annotation, cellular component: nucleoplasm. The transcript is spliced from 5 exons. The record is from RefSeq and is a predicted model, not a curated record. NCBI's taxonomy places the organism in Eukaryota, Metazoa, Chordata, Mammalia, Rodentia, Muridae. Bases 69 to 1184 code for a protein of 371 amino acids.